Molecule: messenger RNA, 1003 nt
Organism: Saccostrea cuccullata (small rock oyster)
Lineage: Eukaryota; Metazoa; Mollusca; Bivalvia; Ostreida; Ostreidae
Product: multimerin-1-like
Exons: 2
Coding region: 27-875 (282 amino acids)
Molecular function (GO): protein binding
Source: RefSeq, a predicted model, not a curated record
AUCAGGAAACCAUUCCUUGAUCUAUCAUGUCGCUCCUUUUACGUCUUACGAUAUUGAGUUGUUUUAUUUGUUUGGUGAAUGGAACACGUUUGAAUUUCGAUGGUGACGAAAGAAAUGUUGGUGAUAUCAUCCAAAAUCUUGUCAACAGACUUGAGGAACACGAACAGAGAAUCCGAGUUCUCGAGACCAAGGAUGAAGCCCAGCAACAAGAAAUAAAUGAACUCAAAUCUGUGAUUAGAAGAAAAGACUCGUAUUUGCGUAGACUUAAGACGUGGAUCUCAACAAGAAAAAAUGACUUAAAAACUUUGAAAGGGGUUAUUGUGAAUGAAGAACGAAGGAAACCUGCGAAGGACAGUGUUAAAGAUAAUAAGAGUGAAAGUAAUUUGGUAGGACAACAAUCUGCGAGUAUUAAGGAAAUUCCAAGACAAGUACAACUUCCAAAGAGACUGAUCAAUAGUCAGCAAAAUGUUGAAGUUGUUGCUUUCUAUGCCUACAUGAGUCACAACGAAAUAUCAAACAGUCCUCAUCAUAUACUGGUCUUUGAUCACGUGAUAACAAACUCAAGAGGGUCAUAUAAUCCUUAUAUCGGAGUUUUCACAGCACCAGAGCAUGGUUUUUAUGUCUUCAGCUGGACUGUUGCAUGCACUUCUGGGAGCUACGCAUAUACUGAAAUCAUAAAGAAUUCCGAUAGCGUUGGUCAAAUUAUUGUCAAUAGUCUUGCAAACAUCCUUGAUCAGACGUCCACAGGAAUGGUUACGACGGAACUGAAUGUUAAUGAUGUUGUACACAUUCAGACACACAAGAAAUCUGGAGCUAAAGGGACAAUUAUUAGUUCAGAUUCCAUGCGCACUUCCUUCACUGGAUGGAAACUAUGAUAACAUACUGCAGUAAAGAUGCUGUUUUGAAAAAAAAAACAACAACUUAUUACAACUAAAUUUUACCUAAAAUAGAUAGAGAUAAUGGGAGAUUUAAGUUCUUGGGAGUGAACAAUUUAGAAUGUGUU